AUGGCGGACGAAGUAGACGAAGCAGCAGCACUAGGUUCCAACUACGGUCAAUUGCCAGUCGAGAAUUCGAGCGAGGGCUUGUUAUUUCGGAAAUAUCGCGGCGCAGGCCGCCGGGGUUAUUCCCGCGAGAGAUAUCCGGCAGGAUUUCGACGAUAGGCGAACACCACCGCGACCUUUGCUCGUUAGUAAGUAUGGAGAGGCGCGCUGGCGGAAGUCGCGGGCAUCCGACAAUGGUGUCACGGCGAAGACUCUCGUUAACGCGUCGCGGCGGCAAUUGGCGAGUGAGUCACGAUUCUGGUUAAUUCCUCUCGCGUACGCUCUCGCAACGAGUUCACGGUGAUUUCGUUUCCACAUCGUCGUCCUUGCCAUCGCAUUGUCUCCAGAGACGUUCUCUCUACACCACGCGCUCUCUCGCGUUCCGUUCCAUUCCGUUCCGUAUCGUUGCCUCGAAUAAUCGACCCCUCGAAUCGACCUGCUGUCCGUUCGAUUGUAUUAUAUGCAUUCCGCGGUGUAUCCGAUCUUUUCCAAUCUUCGAUAGACUACCGAUACACGUUCAUACAUACUGUAUAGAGGGAAUUUGAAGUAACAAUUUCGGAAACAAUUUUCGGAAUAAAUUGAAAAGUCUUUGUUCAGAAUGGUUCAGAAAUGCAAAAACGCGCGCCGGUCGUAACGUAAUAUCUUGCGUAAUAUCCAAAGUGAAACACAUUCGUUACCGAGUCGUGCAGUUUAGAAGCGCAAACAGAAUGCAUACAACACGCGAGGAAUAUAUAAAACAUCCACGCGAUCCAUUAGAAUAUCCCUCGUUGAAAACAUUCGUCGGAAUAUUUAAAGCUUAAAGCCGACUUUCCAUUUAGGUUUCGUUUCUUUCUGCAUCUAUCCGUAUUCGUAAAAAUAUGAAUUUGCCGAUCGUUAAUUUCCUUCUUAACAUUCCUCUUUUACUACUCUUCUCUUACACUCUGUUCCAAGACUCGCCGUGCAUUGCAACACUUUCCCUCGUCUCGUACAAUUGCUUUUUUCCAACCUUUCUCCAAGUUGUUAAGUUUCCUGGCUCCCGUUCUUACAAAUUUCCCUCAACUUGAUAUUUUCUGUUCGUAUUAUCUCUUCAACUUUUACAUUUUUAACUUUUCAAUUAGCUGACUGAAUUUUUUUUCUUUUCUUUUUUUUUCUCUCGCAUUAUUCGUGGCUGCGUUUUCUUUCUCAUUCGAGCUAGUUCGUUGCUUCAGUACAACAGACAUUUUCAAUUAGAUCGUUGCAGUGUGUUUGCAACUAAUUUCCCCGUUGUAUUACUUUCACAGCACGACGUACCGAAAACUGAAUGUAUCACAGCAGAGAAAUAUGUAUAUAUCAUGUACAUGUAUUACCGUUACAUGGUAGUACCGAUUUCGUUAUAAACUUGCAAACAGCGCGCACGAAAUUUUGUAAAUUCCUCAUUAUCGUUCAGAGGUUAUGCAAAAUAUUAAAUCGUAAAUUAAAUGCACAACCCUCUGUUAGAACGGCUCGCUACGAUUUAUUGUUUCGGAUUUAAAUGGCAUUAAUAACAGACUCCGAGCCCUCAUAAAUAAUGAUAAGUAUCGUUUAUCAACUUUGACUAAUGCUGUCUCGCGAUAGUGAUAAUAAUUGCGCGAAAUUUCCAAGUGACAAAACUAGAUUGCCUCUCUGUUAUUAACCAAAUUAGAAUAAUGAAUAAAUCAAUGCAAUAACUCCGGCCCUCCUCGCGAAUAAACCUCGUUUAUCGAUCGAAAUUUCCAAACUGACUUCAUUCAAUUUUUAGAGCAUCAAAUUGCUGUCACGUUACACUUUAAUUUCCACGCUCCCGCGGAAAAUACAGACUUGAAAUUUUAAUUAUCAAAAAAUUCUGUUUUCAUCGAAUUUGCUUGAAUUUAUCGAUUUUAUUCGAAUUUAUCAGCAACGAAGCAGCCAGAUGUUUCAAUUUAGAACCAGUCGCAGAUUGUAAUCUAAUCCGAUUGAUUCGCGCUCGAAACAAUUUACAGUCUUUACAAUCUAUCAAAAGUCUUCGAAUAUAACAAAAGGAAAAAAACUAUUUUUCUCAAUGAUAAGAUCCAGUUGGUAAACUGAUUGAUUAUAUCGAUAGCUCGCUCUCUAUUACUCGACGACUCUUUGCGAUAGAACGUUAAAACAAUAUUUCAUGUUUUCGAUUAUCAUUUCUUAUGCACUUUCUUCUUGAUCGUUUCGUCAGCGAGAAUUGACACGCCGCCGUUUCGUUUUAUAAUUUUGCUAUUAUAAAUAUUCGUUAUUUUUACAAUGACGAUUUUUCUCGUCCGGUUGAUUAAAAAUUGAGGAGCUCUGUGAGAGGAGAAAGGGGUCAGUCAGAUUCUACGAGAUUGCGUGCCUCUUUAUCCUACGGGGUACGCUUCGGAUAUUUAAAAAUAACAAGAAAACUAAAUUACAGAGAUAUUAUUUCGCUCGCCGUUUUAACUAGACGCUUCACGCGUUUUUAAUUUCUUCCUUUGUUUCCAGCUUUCGAACGAAAAAGCGGCAACAGCUUAUUUACGGCUUGGACAAAGGUUCGAAAACAAAGGAGGAGAGACUCCUCGGCUCUAUAAAAGUUUCCCCGCGUGUAAUCGCCGCGCACAACCAGUUGGAAACGACUGGAAUUACGUUCUUAGCUUGCCAAUUUUAAUCGCAGUGUGAGUCACCGUCCAGUAACGAGCGAGUUAG
Messenger RNA from Heterotrigona itama, 2679 nucleotides. Lineage: Eukaryota; Metazoa; Arthropoda; Insecta; Hymenoptera; Apidae. The record is from the annotation of a GenBank genome assembly.